Messenger RNA from Sporisorium graminicola, 1704 nucleotides. RefSeq lists its product as uncharacterized. The transcript has a single exon. Gene Ontology annotation, molecular function: DNA-binding transcription factor activity. The coding region runs from base 1 to 1704 and encodes 567 amino acids. Lineage: Eukaryota; Fungi; Basidiomycota; Ustilaginomycetes; Ustilaginales; Ustilaginaceae. Gene Ontology annotation, biological process: regulation of DNA-templated transcription. The record is from RefSeq and is a predicted model, not a curated record.
AUGCGUUCGAGUGCUACUGUCGGGCUCACCCCUCAACAGCUGCUCGACCGUCGUCGUGCGCAGAACAAGCUGGCACAGCGACGUUUCCGAGAGAAGGCGCGCAUGGCGCGAUCGACUGGCUUGGACGUUUCAUCGUCCGAUGUGCCUGCUUUCCCGUCUCACCUUGAUCUGACUCGUGCCACCUCGAUGCCUUCUCGCAAGCCGGGGAUGGCACCCAGAGUGCGCUCGUCUUCGUCCGACUCAACAGCGUCGUCGUCAUCGUCGUCGUCAUCGUCAUCGUCAGCUGCCUCGGUCUCGUCGCAGGUGUCGAGCCCGACCUCGUCGUCAUGCACCGAGCUCAACACUCCCACCAUACCGCACUUCUACGAUAUGCAGCCUCCGAAGCCGAUGGCGGUCGCCGACAUGCCCUCUACGUCUGCUGGCUUCCUAGCGCUCGACAUCAAGUCGGACCUGACGGUGCCGGAGACUUGCCUCUACCUGCCACCACCUCCGGCACCGACCACGUUCGUGGCGCCGAGCUAUGCAUCUCUGAACGCCGUCUUCCCGCAACCGCUUCCUCUGCUGCCGCCAACAUCGUCCGAGCCACUCACCUACUCGAGCUUGGCCGCCGCCUCGAACCACAACAUCGGCCUCAAGAUGAUCGGGAUCCAUGCGGAUCCGUUCCUGAUGAGCCAGCCGCUUCCAAGCCCGUCGCUGCCGCUGUGGCCGUCCGGAUUGCACUCGAUCUUUCCCGGUCCAGCCCCAGAACUGACACCGAUCGCUGCGCAACACAGCCAGCCGCUUGCGUCGGCUUCGUUUGAGACCCUGCUUCGCAUGCCUGCGGAGCCAUCGUCGACAAGUUCGAGCGCGAGCGAAGAUUUCAGUGUCAGCGAGCCAUGUUUUUCGCCGCUGUCUGCGGCAAAGUCGCUGCCGGAGUCGGGUGCCAUGUCUCUGCCGCUGCUGGUGGACAAGCUGCAGACAAUGGACAGCGACACAGAGGCCGGGCGGUGUGCCUCGAUGCACCUGGACAAGGCGAUUUCGGACCACGCGCAGCGCGUCGAGUCCGGAGUCGCCCACGCCACUGCACAAACGCUCAGCAUCGCAUCGCAGUCGUUCGCGAGUGCGGUCGAGCAGAUCGGCGCGCGGUUCGGUCUGUGCUCGCACAACGGCGACCGCCUGGCUGCGCUUCUAUCGCGCCUGCAGCUGUACGGCAAGCUCAAUGCAGACGGCGAGUCGAGCAAGGGCCUGGUGUUUGAUGCGGCGAUUGACUGGGACGCGAUGGGCUCCAACAUGCUGCCGACGACGGAGCAGCUGGUGUACCCGCACCGUGCGUUCCUGGAUGCGUGCCUGCCCUGGCCCGCAGUGCGCUCACGGCUGCUCAAACACUCGCUCACCCACCCGGUCUGCGAGGAGGAGUUCGCGCUCGAUCUCCUGCUCUCCGUGCUGUCGUCUGAUGAAGCCUUGGCCUCGUUCCGCGUGCAUGGGGACGACGUUUUGGACCCCGAGGCGUGGGAGCUCAGCGAGAGGAUGGUCACAAAGUGGUGGGGGCUCUUCGAUGAGACUGUGCUGCGCAGGACCAACUGGUGGCGCAGACAGCGCGGGCUCGAACAGCUUGCUUUCCCCGCUGAUGCUGCCGACGACAACGCCUGCGAGCCCGAACGCCAAGGUCUGGGAACGGGCUCCCUGGACCAGGUCCACCGCCUCGCCGCCUCGCUCUUCCAUUAG